This is a messenger RNA of Fundulus heteroclitus (mummichog), 6201 nucleotides long. It is a transcript of the gene map4k4, whose product is annotated as mitogen-activated protein kinase kinase kinase kinase 4. The record is from RefSeq and is a predicted model, not a curated record. The coding region runs from base 229 to 4734 and encodes 1501 amino acids. The transcript is spliced from 32 exons. NCBI's taxonomy places the organism in Eukaryota, Metazoa, Chordata, Actinopteri, Cyprinodontiformes, Fundulidae. Gene Ontology annotation, molecular function: protein kinase activity; ATP binding. Gene Ontology annotation, biological process: protein phosphorylation.
GGCAGGCAGGCAGGCAGGCAGUCGGCGGCGCAGGCUCCACGGUCGGCAUGUAGCAGCGGAGGGGCCGCCUGUCUUGGACUAGGAACAGAGGAAAACGCGUCGGAGAGCAAGCAACAGCCGUGGGAUUUAAUCUACAACCCGACGAGGAUGAGCCGCAAUUCGUCCGCUUGAAGGAAAUCAAAGCAACGCCGUUAUUCCUCUCAUCUAUCGCCGCUUUUUCGCAUAAAGAUGGCGAACGACUCCCCGGCUAAGAGCCUGGUGGACAUAGACCUGGCAGCCCUGCGGGAUCCAGCUGGGAUUUUCGAGUUGGUAGAAGUAGUGGGAAAUGGCACCUAUGGACAAGUGUAUAAGGGUCGACAUGUUAAGACGGGACAGCUGGCGGCCAUCAAGGUCAUGGACGUCACAGAGGAUGAAGAGGAGGAAAUUAAGCUGGAAAUCAACAUGCUGAAGAAGUAUUCCCACCAUCGAAACAUAGCUACAUACUAUGGAGCCUUCAUCAAGAAAAGUCCACCAGGCCACGAUGACCAACUCUGGCUUGUCAUGGAGUUCUGUGGUGCCGGCUCAAUCACGGAUCUGGUGAAAAACACCAAGGGCAACACACUGAAGGAGGACUGGAUCGCCUACAUCUCCAGAGAGAUCCUCAGGGGAUUAGCUCACUUACACGCUCACCACGUGAUCCACCGUGACAUCAAGGGACAAAACGUGCUGCUGACUGAAAACGCUGAAGUCAAGCUGGUGGAUUUUGGUGUGAGUGCUCAGCUGGACAGGACAGUGGGCCGAAGGAACACCUUCAUUGGGACGCCCUACUGGAUGGCUCCGGAGGUUAUCGCUUGUGAUGAAAACCCUGAUGCUACCUAUGAUUACAGGAGUGACCUGUGGUCCUGUGGAAUCACAGCCAUAGAGAUGGCCGAGGGAGCUCCCCCUUUGUGUGACAUGCAUCCAAUGAGAGCCCUCUUCCUCAUUCCCAGAAACCCUCCUCCUCGACUGAAGUCCAAAAAAUGGUCCAAGAAGUUCUUCAGCUUCAUCGAAGGCUGCCUGGUGAAGAACUACACUCAGCGCCCCCCCACCGAGCAACUCCUGAAGCACCCCUUCAUCCGGGACCAGCCCAACGAGAGGCAGGUCCGCAUCCAGCUCAAGGACCACAUUGACAGAACCAAGAAGAAGAGGGGCGAGAAAGAUGAGACGGAGUAUGAAUACAGUGGCAGUGAAGAAGAGGAGGAAGAAGCUUCUGAACAAGAAGGAGAGCCCAGCUCCAUAGUCAACGUGCCGGGCGAGUCGACUUUGCGGCGCGACUUCAUCCGGCUGCAGCAGGAGAACAAGGAGCGCUCUGAGGCCCUGCGCCGCCAGCAGCUCCUCCAGGAGCAGCAGCUCCGCGAGCAGGAGGAGUACAAGCGCCAGCUGCUGGCUGAGAGGCAGAAACGAAUCGAGCAGCAGAAGGAGCAGCGCAGGCGGCUGGAGGAGCAACAGCGACGCGAGCGCGAGAUGAGGAGGCAGCAGGAGCGCGAGCAGCGCCGACGGGAGCAGGAGGAGAAGAGGCGCAUCGAGGAGAUGGAGCGCCGUCGCAAAGAGGAGGAGGAGCGCAGGAGGGCUGAGGAGGAGAAGAGGAGGGCCGACCGAGAGCAGGAGUAUAUCCGGCGCCAGUUGGAGGAGGAGCAGAGGCACCUGGAGAUCCUGCAGCAGCAGCUCCUCCACGAACAGGCCAUGCUUCUGGAGUAUAAAUGGCGGGAGCUUGAGGAGCAGCGGCAGGCUCAGAAGCUCCAGAGACAGCUGCAGCAGGAGCAGGCCUAUCUGCUGUCCCUGCAGCAGAACCAGAACCAGAACCUGGACAGUAGUAAAACAAACCAGCAACAAAACACCAAAGCUCCACAGAGCCUCGAAGCGGACAGGGUAAAGCCCCUGCCGACGCCUGACCCGGAUGCAUUGAAACAACCACAGAGCAUUAACAAUGAGAAGACGCGGCCCAGCCCGGGCUCCAGCCUGGAAAAAACUGCAGAACCCAAGCUUCCCGUGGCUGACCAACAGGGCCCCACACCUGACUCUGAGCCGGUCAGAGAGGCUGAUGAGCGGUACAGGAAGAACAUCCAGGGUUCUCCGCAGUCAGCUCAGAUCAAACCACAGCAGCCGCCAGUCCCACCGCGCUCAGAGUCUUCACACGCUAAUGGCAACGCCGCAUCUGAGGCGCCCGCAAUGCACCGGCCUGUGGAACCACAGGUCCGUUCCCAUCUGGCUGCUCUCAAGAUCAGCAGCAGCAGCGUGGCCUCGCCAAACUCAUCCGCGUCAACCCCACCCGCCAUGUCCCGGUCGCACUCCUUCACAGAGCCGCUAACACCUAGCUUUGAAAACCACCAGCUGCACAAAAGCCCUGAAUCCCACCAACACCAUCUUCCUCCAUCCUCAUCAUCAUCACCAUCAUUCUUAUCAUCAACGCCUGCCCGCCCAGAGCCACAAGCCCAUCCCCAGUCCAGACCCAUGCCCCAUGAAAAGGUCCCGUCAGAAGACGCUCCACCGAGAGUUCCUGUAAGGACAACAUCAAGGUCUCCGGUGUUGUCGAGGCGAGACUCGCCUCAUCACCACAGCAACGCCCCACAGAACAGGGACGUGCUCCGAAAUGCUGGCAGUUCAGCAGAGCCUCGGCUCCUGUGGGAACGGGUGGAGAAACUGGUUCCCAAAACCAGCGGUAGUAGCGGCAGCGGAGGCUCCAGCUCCUCCAGCAGCUCCAGUAACUCCAGCUCUCAAUGCGGCUCUGGAGAGAGGUUCAGGGCCCGCUCUUCUUCCAAAUCAGAGGGUUCGCCCCUCCAGCGACCAGAGAACGCUGGGAAAAAGCCAGAGGAGAGGAGGGACUUGGUCAGGCCGAACAAACCAGCGGACCUGACGGCUUUGGCCAAGGAGCUGCGUGCAGUGGAUGAUGUCCGUCCCCAGAAUAAGGUGACAGAUUAUUCGUCCUCCAGCGAAGACUCCGACACCACCGAUGAAGAUGACGACGAGGAGGUGGACCAGGAGGCAGGCGAGGAGUCGACAUCGGGUCCGGAGGACACCAAAGCUGUUUCUUCCAAGCUGAGUAACGGAGAGACGGAGUCGGUGAAAACCAUGAUAGUUCACGACGAGGGUGAGAGCGAAGCGGGGACGACUCGGUGCAAAGACAGCACGCUGGUGGUCAGACAGAGUGCAGGUGACAACAAAAAGCGUGUAGCCCCCGCGUCGGGCCAAACGCAGACCCUUAGCCUGCUUGCAGGCUUCCCCCCAAGCCCUGGCUCGGCGUCGGGACAGGGACUCAUCCUCCACACCCCGAGCCCCCCACACCACCACCAUCAUCAUCACCACCACCAUCACCCCACGCAGCACCCUGACAGGAACGGCUUUCCUGGCCGCAUCCAUCACCUCCCAGACCUGAUCCAGCAGAGCCACCAUUCCUCCCCCUCCUCCUCUGCAUCCAACUCCCCUUCCUCCUCCAGCCUCGCCAGUCCCUCCACCAUGUCCCCCCAGAGUCCCCUGGAGAAGCUCGGCAUCCUUAUAGAGAGCCAGUCGAGUAACAACAUGCAGAAACACAAGUCCUCUUCGUCCUUCACGCCGUUCAUCGACCCACGCCUCCUCCAAGUGUCUCCAUCUACCGGCAGCGCCCUCAACAAUGUCGCCCUUCCCUUUGACCUCCUAGGCUACGCAAACGACGCUCGGCUGGCGGAAGCGCUGAGGGCAGAUCCGUCCCGGAAAGGGUCUGUGGUCAACGUCAACCCGGUCAACACCCGCCCUCAGAGCGACACGCCAGAGAUUCGCAAGUACAAGAAGAGGUUUAACUCUGAGAUCCUGUGCGCCGCACUCUGGGGCGUAAACCUGUUGGUGGGAACAGAGAGCGGCCUGAUGCUGUUGGAUCGCAGCGGUCAGGGAAAGGUUUACCCAUUGAUCAACCGGAGGCGCUUCCAGCAGAUGGAUGUCCUCGAGGGACUCAAUGUCCUCGUCACUAUUUCAGGUAAAAAGAACAAGCUGCGUGUGUACUACCUGUCCUGGCUGAGGAACAAGAUCCUUCACAAUGACCCUGAGGUGGAGAAGAAACAGGGUUGGACCACCGUAGGCGAUUUGGAAGGCUGUGUUCACUACAAAGUUGUAAAAUACGAGAGGAUCAAGUUCUUGGUUCUGGCUCUGAAGAACUCUGUGGAAGUCUAUGCCUGGGCACCCAAACCCUACCACAAGUUCAUGGCCUUCAAGUCUUUUGGUGACCUGGUGCACAAGCCCCUGCUGGUCGACCUGACUGUGGAGGAGGGGCAAAGGUUAAAGGUCAUCUAUGGCUCCUGCUCAGGCUUCCACGCUGUGGACGUCGACUCCGGGGCAGUCUAUGACAUCUACCUGCCGACCCACAUUCAGAACAAUAUCCAGUCUCACGCCAUCAUCAUUCUCCCUAACACCGAUGGCAUCGAGCUGCUGGUGUGCUACGAGGACGAGGGCGUUUACGUCAACACCUACGGCCGCAUCACCAAGGACGUGGUGCUGCAGUGGGGGGAGAUGCCCACCUCAGUGGCCUACAUUCGCUCCAACCAGAUCAUGGGUUGGGGGGAGAAGGCCAUAGAGAUCCGCUCAGUGGAGACUGGUCAUUUGGACGGAGUCUUUAUGCAUAAGAGAGCCCAGAGACUCAAGUUCCUCUGUGAAAGAAAUGAUAAGGUGUUCUUCGCCUCUGUCCGGCCCGGAGGCUCCAGCCAGGUCUACUUCAUGACUCUGGGCCGAAGCAACCUUCUCAGCUGGUAGAGGUCCACGGCCUGCCCUCCUUUUUUUCUCCUCCUUCUCCUCAUCCUUCGCAUCGUCCCCCCACCUUCGCUAACACUGGAUCUCAGAACCCACCUCUGAUGUUUCUGUCAAUCCUCGGACAACGAAAAGAGCGACAAACACGACAGCCGACUGGCCCGUCAGAGCGGUCAACGACAGCGACAGCUUCAGCCUCUGGAGCUCGGCCUUCGUCCCGGGGGCUCAACCCCCGCGACGCAGCGACUACCCGAAACAGUCGCUGCCUCUCAGAAAUACCGGAAGAUACGACUUGCUCACCGAAGUAAAUCAAUAGCUUACACGUUAAAAGGAGGUAGAAAAGAACCAACUGUGAAUUCAAGAAAACAGGACAGACAACGUCGCGUUUUCCUCUCAACUGUCUUGGUGCUUGUCAUGUUACAAUGGGAUCGAUGUUGAACUUCUGCUUCGUUUCCGUGCUCCCGACUUGGUCAGUAACAUCGAUGUCUCUUAACUAGGAGUAUUUGCAAACGCUACUAUCACUUCUACUGCUUCUGUUUUCUGCCAGCCUGCCUCUUGUAAGGGAGCUUUUCCACCCUCUGAGUUCAAGGUCAGAGUUUGUCUUAUUUAUGCUACGGCGCUGUAAAUAAAAGUAGGGUUCGGGCCGGAUACGGCCGACGUGCCGCGUUAGGGGGUGAUCCAUCCGGGGGUAAGCUGCGAAACCCUGGAUCCGCGAAAGCAGGUGGGCGAGACCUGGUGUUCAACAGGGGGGCGUGUGGGACGUGCUUUAAAGUAACCGGGAUGAUGGCGAGAGAGAGAAAGGACCGAUCAGGCGGAUGGAUUUCAAAUUAGUAUUUUAUGAAUUCUCAUAGAGGAGGUGUAACAGAGCGGAGUUAAACGUGUCUUUAAGCUUUUAUUUUCCAUUCACGCACAUUCAGCCGCAGGCCACUACUCGCUCGCUUCCUCCUUUUGCGAGGCGUACGUGAAGAAAGCGGCGUGGGUGUGGUCUUACAAAUCAAAUCAAAGCAACUCUCAUCUGUCGACUGGGACAGCCUGAACUCCCCCGUGAGAAACUUGACGUGCUGUGAAAAGCUAUUCCGCGAGAGAAGAAGGCAUCCAUGGACUGACGCUUCAGAAGAGUGUUUAGCAUGUGUACGCGUGUGUGUGUGUGUGUGGUGGGAGAGUUCGAUGUUGUCGGGCGGAUUGAAAUCCCAUGGCAGAGAGGCAAACGCAUGGUUCAGCGAGUGUGUUUCAGGUGCAGGAGGCGGACUUCCUACUUCCAUUUUUCCUUCUUUCGGCUCAGUUCAUCUUCCAUCUCUUAUUAUUUGUAUGUACUCAAUGCACUAAGUGUCCAGAAUGUAGAGAGACUUCUUACUGUGUGGUGGUCCAAGGCAUGAGAUGAUGUUUCGCUUCGUAUCUUUGUCACAAGUGGUCGAUUCUAGGUGUUCAAUUUCAAGUUAAAGUGAAUAAAAGCUGCACCAGCAGAGCCUCUGC